AUGUCUAGAGAUAUUGGCUUCCACCCGAACACUACCAAUUCCAAUGUCACUCAUCUAGCUUUCGCUGAUGAUAUCAUGGUGUUCUUUGAUGGAGGAAAACAUUCUUUAGAAAGCAUUGCUGCAACUUUGGAGUCAUUCUCGCAAUGGUCUGGUCUCUCCAUGAACCACAGCAAAACUGAGCUCUUCAAAGGGGGUAUGAAUCAGAUCGAAACCGCUGAACUCUCCAGUCUGGGUUUUAGCUAUGGGUGCCUCAAGAAGAUUGAAAGUAUGUGCUCUAGGUUUCUAUGGAGUGGCGAUAUAUCUAAGAAAUCUGUUGCUAAAGUCUCUUGGUACAAUGUGUGUCUGCCUAAGGAGGAAGGUGGAUUGGGUUUGAGGAACUUUCAGAUUUGGAACAAAACAUUAUGCCUUAGACUCAUCUGGUUUCUAUUUUCUAAUAGCUCUUCUCUUUGGCUUGUAAGCUUCUGGUGGGACCAUUGGACCCCUCUUGGUCCUCUCAUUGAUCUAUUUGGGACAGGAGGUCCUAGAGAACUUGUUAUUCCUCUUCAGGCCUCCGUAUCUCAAGCCUGCAACUCGUCUGGCUGGCUUCGUCUUGUGGCUCAUGCUACCAUUUAUGGCAUCUGGAGAGAACGCAACAAGAGAAUCAACGACAACAUCUCCUCCACACUACAAGCAAUUUUCAAGUUCAUUGACAGACUUAUCCGUGACGCGAUUCUAGCCAAAAGGAAAAGGAAAGCGUUUGGUGACCUUAUGCAAAUAUGGCUCACCUUCUCUUAA
This is a messenger RNA of Eutrema salsugineum, 774 nucleotides long. RefSeq lists its product as uncharacterized. Lineage: Eukaryota; Viridiplantae; Streptophyta; Magnoliopsida; Brassicales; Brassicaceae. The record is from RefSeq and is a predicted model, not a curated record. The transcript has 4 exons. The coding region runs from base 1 to 774 and encodes 257 amino acids.